Molecule: messenger RNA, 1353 nt
Organism: Zophobas morio
Lineage: Eukaryota; Metazoa; Arthropoda; Insecta; Coleoptera; Tenebrionidae
Exons: 2
Coding region: 138-1085 (315 amino acids)
Source: RefSeq, a predicted model, not a curated record
UACAGGUUUCUUUAUAGCGCACUCUGACAGCUGUCAAACAUGAACGUCAUUAAAUUUGUCCUCGAUUAACCAACAAUGUAGUUAACUGCAACCAAAAUCCUUUGUUUUUCAACAUUACAACACCGCAAAGUUGUAACAUGACAAAAAUCACGGAGGUGAGUCAGGACUCCUCGAGCAGCUUCGGGGACACCACCGAGGAGACCCGCGUCCGCAAAUUCGCCAAACAUAUGCUCAAAAGCUCCCUUUUCAUCGGAACUUUCCUAGAGAAGCGAUUCGUGGAGCCUUUGAACGCCUACCGGGACGUGAUAAAGGUCGCAGAUGAUGAAAGCGACUUCAUCGAAAACCUGAAGGCUGUGAAGAAACGAUGCGCGCGAUUUUUUUUUAAAGACGUGUGGAUCGGCAUCACCGAGCCGUCGACCAUCGGGGCGCCGGCUGGCUAUAACUUGUGGGUGACUUUGGACGAGGAGGUUUUCGGGAGUUACUGGUACAAGAUAAAAAAUGUAGAAUUUCGUCCCAACGAAGUUAGGGUUAAAGUCGAGGUCGUACGACCCGUGUCUAGGGAAAAAACGCCCGUUCAUAACAUCACGCCGCAACAGAUUCUCGAGGACGUGUCUCACAGUGAUAUUAAAGGGUUGGGGCUCAAGCUAAAUAAUUUUUUUAAGGAGAGGUUUAGUGAUUUUUUUACGGAAACGGUGACGUGGGAAAAUAUUAAACAGACAGCGAUUUUUUUGUUUCUUCUAGUGUCUGCUCUUGUUACGUUCUUCGUACAUGCAAUUCAGUAUUUACUUGAUUAUGUUUUGAAGUUGGUGCAUGAAAUGUCGGGUUUUGUUAAAGUUUGCAGUCCCAUUAUUAUCAGCUUUAUGAAGCUGAUAAUGAAUACAAUUAAUGGGUUUUAUACGUUAAUUGCGAUUAUGUGGCGAGAUAGGUCACCGCCGAAGGUGAACCAAAACGUUUAUCAGAUUUCCCCUUUUGAGGCUCCAUAUUAUGGGAAUAUGAGAGCUCUUCCAUAUCAGAGUGGAGAUUUUGCUAGAGCUAGAGGUAACAGGAAUUACAGAUCUUCCGUUAAAAUAACGCCGUUAGAUUAAACAUGUGUGUAUUGUUGGGCACUAAACCGUUGUAGAUAAGCUUUUUGUGUAUUUAUUUGGCGUUUUUUUUGCGUAGUGGUAUUUCGUAGGAAAAAGCUUGGUCUGGAACUUCCUUCAAACUACACAGAACUGAAAUUGAGCAAUAGGUAUCAAUUUAUUUGUAUAUUUGUAAGAUUAAAUAUUUAAAAGGUGAAAGUAUGAAUAUUCAUAUUGUAUUUUUUAUAAAUGAGACUAUGCACAUGGUGAAAGCAAUAAAAUUAUGACUAAA